AUUUGAAUCGGUACAGCAGGAACUAAGCAAUGCCACAGCACAAAACAAAGAGUUGCAGAGAGAGAUGGAGCGAUUGCAGUCUGAGGUGACAAGGUUCAAAACAAUGCAGCUGAAAGCAACAAAGGAUGCAGAAAAAUACAAGGAAGAAAGGGAUUCAGUUUUCAAUGAAUACCGCCUUAUCAUGAGCGAGAGAGAUCAAGUAAUCAAAGAAGUAGAUAAGCUUCAGACAGAGCUGGAGCUUGCGGAGUCCAAACUGAAGAACACUUCUUCUGAGAAGCGAGUGGCUAGUGAAGAGAUGGAAGCUUUAAGACAGGAGCUAAACUCAGCUCUAGUGGAAAGAGAUCGAGCAAUUUGUGAGAGGAAUGAGUUACUGGAGAAAUACUGUCAUGAAGUGAAGGACAAAGCUGAGGCCCAGAAGGAGCUUGACCAAGCUUGCAAGGAUAUAGAGACAGUGAAGGAAGAAAGAGAUGUUGCCAGGAAAGAGAGAACAGAAGCUAUCAUCCAGAGAGACCAUCUACUAAGGGAGUAUUACCAAGCCCGUCAGAUUCAAGAUUCUGCAACCUUAGACAUAGAAAGAGCAAACAAAGAAAUUGAAAUGCUUCGGAAACAGUACGAGGCAAUGUCUCAAGAACUGAAGGAAGCCAUCCAGGAAGCAGAAGUAGCCAAAUGUAGGAGAGAUUGGGCCUUUCAAGAGCGAGAUAAGAUUGUUGCAGAAAGGGAAAGUAUCCGGACUUUGUGUGACAACUUAAGGAGGGAGAGAGACCGGGCUGUGAGUGACUUGGCUGAAGCUCUUCGCAAUCUGGAUGACAUGAGAAAGCAGAAAAAUGAUGCUGUUCGUGAACUAAAGGAACUGAAGGAGAAAAUGGAGAAUCAGUUGGAAAAGGAGGCCAGAUUCCGUCAGUUGAUGGCCCAUAGUUCCCAUGACUCAGCCAUAGACACAGACUCUCUGGAAUGGGAAACAGAAGUGGUAGAAUUUGAAAAAGACAGAGAUGAUAUGGACUUGAAGGCCCUUGGUUUCGAUGUGGCAGAAGGUGUGAAUGAACCAUACCUCCCCGGAGACUGUGGAAUCUUCGUUACCAAAGUAGACAAAGGAAGUAUCGCUGAUGGCCGAUUAAGAGUGAAUGAUUGGUUGCUGAAAAUAAAUGAUGUGGAUCUUACUAAUAAAGAUAAAAAGCAAGUUAUAAAAGCUGUUCUAAAUGGAGGAGGUGUUAUUAACAUGGUGGUUCGAAGAAGGAAGUCCUUAGGUGGGCGAGUGAUAACACCUCUUCACAUCAACGUUUCCGGACAUAAAGAUAGUGGGGUCAGUCUAGAAAAUGGAGUAUUUGUUGCUGCUGUUGUCCCUGGAAGCCCAGCUGCCAAAGAGGGUUCCCUUGCUGUGGGAGAUAGGAUAAUUGCUAUCAAUGGCAUUGCACUAGAUAAUAAGUCGCUUACUGAAUGUGAAGCUUUGCUACGAAACUGUAGGGAUUCACUUACCCUGUCACUGAUGAAGGUUUUUCCUCAGAGUUCAUCAUGGAGUGGUCAAAAUAUAUUUGAAAAUCUGAAGGAUUCAGACAAAAUAUCAAACUGUAGGAUUCACACAUCAGAGAUACAAGCCCAAAAUAAAAGAAAUCUGAGGCUCAACAGUUCAACUCAGACUGACAUUUUCAAUCCAGACAUCAUGGACAGCAAGAAAGCCCAGAGUGACCAGGGCAACGGUUCAUUCUGUGAUCACAAACCUUUCCCUAAUAACACAGUACGAGUAGACUCUCGCGGGAACACAGUGCACAGUUGCCACAGCAAUUCAGAACACAGUCUCAGCUCCUUCAGCCCAGAGAUGUAUGGGGACCGAGGCUACGGAGCUGUUGACUUGGACAACAGGAGGCUGCCCUACGAACCUACGGGAGCUGACUGCGUGAUGGUCGAGACUGCGUUUGACAAAGGGCAUGGAGCUAAGCACAGUGGUGGUACCUGGCCAAAAGUCAUGGUUAACAUCUCAGCAACAGAAACGGAAAAGUUCUCUGUGUACAAAAAGCCAAAACAAAGGAAAUCUAUCUUUGAUCCCGAUACUUUCAAAAGACCGCCAACUCCUCCCAAACUGGAGUACCUUUCCCCUAAUCAGGCGACAGGCCAUUCCCCUCAGCCAUCAAAAGCUGAAGUGGCUUCAACUCCUCCGACUCCUCCUAAGAGGAGUGACUCUAUAAAAUUUAAACAUAAACAGCAGGCGAGCUCUGCAUCGGAGUCUACAGUCACAACUGGAUCACCACCCACCAGCCCAGCCACUGCCCAAGCUCCAAUUUCCUUGGCACUUAAACAGGACUCUGCUACUCUCAGGAAUGCUGGGCAUUAUUAUCGGGAGGAGGGAAUUGACUGCACUCACCUCUCCUCAAGGAAAUCCUGUGAAGAUGACAUUGGCUUUCAAAGGGUUGAAGAGCCAGAGAUUAAAAGACCAAGGCCAAAAUCAGCUCCUGCUCUGAGGCAUAAAAUAACCCCUAUGCCCAUUCCUAAUCCUGCGCUUCAGGUGCAAAAGUAUGCUCCAACUAGUGAGGAACAUCUGUCUCCAGAGCUGCAGGAAUGGCCACCAUACUCACCAAAACGGUCUGCCAGGCACAGCGAUGGCUUUGUGCCUGCUGCCUUAUACACCGGCGGUAUGUCAGCAGGUACAGUACCAAGGAGCUUAGCACCAUGCCCUGCAGUAACUGCUGUCAUGAGAAAUCCUAUUUAUACUGCCUGGAGCCAUAGAGUUCACACCAGCAAUUGCCCAUCAGUCGCCAGCCAAAUAUGCCAUCAGCACCUGCAUCCCAGUUCCCAGCAUCAAGGUCGCCUGAGUUUGGACCUAAGUCAUAAACACUCCAGUGACUACUCUGAAAAUUCACGUACAAGAGCAUCUCAUGGCUCGAAUUCAUUACCAUCCAGUGCAAGACUUGGUUCUUCAAGUAACUUGCAAUACAGAACAGAACGAAUUAAGAUCCCCUUAACACCAAGAUAUCCAAGGUCCAUGAUGGGCUCUGACAGAGGCUCCUUGUCACACUCUGAAUGUAGCAGUCCCAGCUUGAUAACUCCUCCACAGUCACCUCUUAACUUGGAAACAUCUUCCUUCGCCAGCAGCCAGUCUCAGAACUCCCUUUCUACGUUACCUAGGAUUUCCAUUAGUCCAGUAUCUAUUGGAGAACGUAGAAAAGAUAGGCCCUACAUGGAAGAGCCACGUCAUGUUAAAGUGCAGAAGGGUUCUGAGCCACUAGGGAUUUCCAUUGUGAGCGGAGAAAAUGGUGGAAUAUUUGUCUCUAAAGUAACAGGUGGGAGCAUUGCCCAUCAAGCUGGCCUUGAGUAUGGUGACCAGUUACUAGAGUUUAAUGGAAUAAAUUUGAGAAAUGCUACAGAGCAACAGGCUCGACUAAUCAUUGGACAGCAGUGCGACACCAUUACUAUUCUGGCUCAGUAUAACCCGCAUAUGUAUCAGCUUGGCAAUCAUUCACGAUCAAGUUCUCGUCUAGAACCUGUGAGUAAUCAUUCCACCCCUCAAGGCAGCGGAGCUGCAACGCCUGACAAUCAUUCUGUAAUUGAUACUGUGAGUGAACAGGAUGAAGGAACAAUGACACCCCCAUCCAAACAAACCACGCCAACUACAAGUCCCCGAAAUUCCUUAAGGGGCCCUGUGGACACCAACAAAAGGACCCCUGAACCUCGAACUGUUGUUAUUAAAAAAUCCCAAGUGGAUCUUGGGAUCCAGAUAUGUGGUGGAAACCUGUAUGGAAUAUUUGUCUCAGAUGUAGAUGAUGAUAGCCCAGCAAAAGGACCUGAUGGACUAGUCUUGGGUGACAUGAUACUUGAGUAUGGGUCCAUUGAUAUGCGAAAUAAAACAGCUGAGGAAGCUUAUCUUGAAAUGUUGAAGCCUGGAGAAAACAUCAAAAUAAAGACUCAAUACAGAAUAGAAGAGUUCAAUAAGAUAAAAGAGCUUCCUGGAGAUGGAUUCUAUAUCAGAGCACUUUAUGACCGUUUGGCAGAGGUGGAACAGGAUUUAAGCUUUAAGAAGGAUGACAUUUUGUAUGUUGAUGACACUUUACCACAGGGAAACUUUGGUUGCUGGAUGGCUUGGCAGCUAGAUGAGAAUGCACAGAAGCUGGAAAGAGGACAGAUUCCAAGUAAAUAUAUGAUGGAUCAGGAAUUCUACAGGAGACACAGCAUGUCAGAGGCUAAAGAUGAGAACAGCUCAUCUAAAACGUUGUCAGCAGCAGCACGGAGGUCAUUCUUCAGACGAAAGCAUAAACACAAGCGAAGUGGUUCCAAGGAUGGAAAGGAUUUGCUGGCUCUUGAUACAAUCAGUACAGACUCAAUUCCUUUCUUGGAUGAUUCUGCAAGUCUGGCGUAUCAGCGUGUACAGAAAGUGGACUGUACCUCUCCUAGGCCUGUCCUUAUUCUAGGACCUUUACUUGAUGCUGUGAAAGACAUGUUGGUGAAAGAAUCCCCUGGAAAAUUUUGCAGGUGUCCUCUUGAGGUUAUGAAAGCUUCCCAACAAGCCAUUGAACGGGGGGUGAAGGAUUGUCUCUUUAUUGAUUAUAAACGGAGGAGUGGACACUUUGAUGUGACAACUGUAGCUUCAAUAAAAGAGAUAACGGAGAAGGAUUGUCAUUGUCUGCUUGACAUCGCUCCUCAUGCCAUCGAACGGCUCCACAGUGUUCAUAUCUACCCUAUUGUAAUUUUUAUUCGCUACAAAAAUGCUAAACAAAUCAAAGAGCAAAAGGACCCGAUAUUCCUGAGGGACAAAGUUACACAAAAACAUUCCAAAGAACAGUUUGAGACAGCUCAGAAAAUAGAACAAGAGUAUAGCAAGUACUUUACAGGCAUUGUCCAGGGAGGAGCCCUUUCAAGCAUUUGCACUCAGAUUAUGACAACUGUCGAUCAAGAACAAAACAAAGUCCUGUGGAUCCCAGCUGGCCCGCUGUAGAUUUAUUUCGCUGUGAAACUGCUUUGCAGAUGUAAAUAACCAACUAACUCUAUCCAACGGACUCUGUCCAUUUCUGUUUUUAUAAAGAUAGCCGUAAGUGAUUCCUGUUUCAUGAAGGCGAAUGAUAACACUGAACAUGCAAGGACCUGACAAGGCACGUGGGAAGGGGUAGAUCACUUCACCGAGCUUAUCUCUUAACGCUGUACAUGUACACGUGACAGGUUGCCACGAGGGGUUGUGACCUGCGUGUGCUUGUGCACAAGUAAUGGAUUUAACAAUGCUGCAAAACCCUGUAGAACGACAAGUUUACAAAAAACCUUUUCAAAGUAUUUGGUUGUUGCUGUUUACUUGAAUGUCCUUUUCUUUGUUUUUGUUUUGUUUAACUCUGUGUCUUUUCACUUAAUGAGGUAACUCUCCAAAAUGGAGUGAAAUUUCUCAAUGUGAGUGAGUGGUUUUGGCGCAAUGUGACUUUUAGUUGCAAUUUUGACCAUAUCUAAGCACAUUGUUGACUUGACAACCAAGUGAUAAUGUGGGAUCGAAUCGGUACGUCUUGGGAGUAAGCUCAGAAGGAAGUACACUCCUCUACAGGGCAGACCACUGUGUGUAUCCUGUCAACACUUGUCUGUCAAAGAUAUCGUUUCUUGUUUUAUGCAUGAAUCUAAUAUUUAAGCGUCAUAAUAUAUCUGAACAAUCCAAGCUUACCGUGUGUUGAGAAAUA
Apaloderma vittatum (bar-tailed trogon) is the source of this 5639-nucleotide messenger RNA. RefSeq names its product discs, large homolog 5 (Drosophila) (gene DLG5). Gene Ontology annotation, molecular function: protein binding. The record is from RefSeq and is a predicted model, not a curated record. NCBI's taxonomy places the organism in Eukaryota, Metazoa, Chordata, Aves, Trogoniformes, Trogonidae.